AGACAUAUGUCCGCCUUUGACUAAACGAUAAAUAGAAUUUGCUGACAAGGUCACAUUGUGACAUUGAUCAGUUCUGUUUUAGAUUCUACGUCUCUUUUACUCCACACCACUUAACACUUUUCUAUUUUUAUGAAAUUGGAAAACGGAAUUUUCCUCGUUCCGUUUUGAGCCUGCUGCCAUGUUGAUCAAACUUCUACAGAUCGAUUGGCCUGAUAUAUCAUUGUAUAUCUACUGAAGAAAUACAACAAGACAUGACCUCAGAAAAUUCUUAGAGAUCUGUAUCUUCCUAAAGAGAACACACUAUUUCUAUUAACACCUGAUGUCUCCAAUCCCACAAUUGACAAACCAGCAGUUGAAGUGGAGAUGGAAAAUUUAACAGAAGCCCUAGAUAGAAAAUAUGCUUUGCAUAUAAAUUUCACAGUAAAUGGAGAAGUGCAGCACUAUAAGUUGAAUAAAUUUGGAAGUGAAACUAUUGGAGAGGUAAAAAAUCAUAUGUACGCCAUCACCAAUGUGCCCCAGAGACAACAGAUAUGGGCAGGGUGGCCUGAUUCUGCCAAAAAUGAGGACUCAAUGCUGAUUGGCUGUUGUGGUUUAAAUUAUCCCAUUCAUUAUUUAGAGCUUACGGUAGCAAACAUUACAAGAUCCAAGAAGGUGCCAUCUCAUAGAGCAGUCGACAGUGUACUUUUGGAAUCUGAUGGAGGAUUAUCUCCAACUGGCGAAGAGUCACUUCCUUCAGAUUUUGAGGACAUUAUCCCCCUUCCUAACUCUGCAUUUUCAUCAGACGAUGAUAGCAACAUUACAGACUCCAGGGCAUUUUUUGAUCCCAGUUCUGCAUCAGGAUGUGAUGAAGUCAUCCGCUACACAAGUAGUUUAUCCCUAGGGCGAAGACAUCCAGGAGGUGGCCAAAGACCCCGGAUGUUAAAUUUUAAAGUGGAGUACAGAGAUCGAAAUUAUUACUUCAGUGUAGGGGACAAUGAAAAAAUUGGGACAAUAAAAGAUCUUUUGUCUCAGAAAACUGGAGUAUCUCCAGAAAAACAGAUCUUAAGAGGUUGGAAUACUCAGAAGAUAAGAGUGGGGGAUGAUAAAAUUCUUAGAGAUCUUUAUCUUCCGAAAGAGAACACAUUAUUUCUAUCAACUUCCGAUUCCUCCAAUCCCAUAUUUGACAAACCAGCAGUUCAAAUAGGGAUUGAAAAUUUAACUGAAGCCCUAAAUAGAAAAUAUGCUUUGCAUAUAAAUUUCACAGAAAAUGGAGAAGUGCAGCGUUAUAAGUUAAAUAAAUUUGGAAGUGAAACUAUUGGAGAGGUAAAAAGUCAUAUGUACGCCAUCACUAGUGUGCCCGAGAGACAACAGAUAUGGACAGGGUGGCCUGAUUCUGCCAAAAAUGAGGACUCAUACCGACUUGACUAA
Saccostrea cuccullata (small rock oyster) is the source of this 1407-nucleotide messenger RNA. RefSeq names its product FAS-associated factor 1-like. The coding region runs from base 364 to 1407 and encodes 347 amino acids. The transcript is spliced from 11 exons. Lineage: Eukaryota; Metazoa; Mollusca; Bivalvia; Ostreida; Ostreidae. The record is from RefSeq and is a predicted model, not a curated record.